Molecule: messenger RNA, 4264 nt
Organism: Meriones unguiculatus (Mongolian gerbil)
Lineage: Eukaryota; Metazoa; Chordata; Mammalia; Rodentia; Muridae
Gene: Phex
Product: phosphate regulating endopeptidase X-linked
Exons: 22
Coding region: 678-2927 (749 amino acids)
Biological process (GO): protein processing
Cellular component (GO): plasma membrane
Molecular function (GO): metalloendopeptidase activity
Source: RefSeq, a predicted model, not a curated record
CACUGCAGUAGACUAUGACUGAUUUUUGGCACAUGCUAUCAUACACAAAGUUCCUAAAAUAAAAUGUUUCAGGAUAUCCUAGGAACUCUUAGAAGGCUUUAAAAGGGUACUAGCACACUGAAAGGGUAACUUUUGACUACGACAGUCCAGACAAAGAGAGUGGCUGUUGUAGCAGAACUACAUGACUAAUUGAGAUCUUGAAGUGGAUGUGGACUGUCCUUGCCACCUAACUUAUCAUGGUUAGGGGAGGCUGAGAAUCCAGUUUUGAUAAAGACAGUUUUUUUUUUUUCCCUCCCCAAGUGACUAUACAUUUAAAUAGCUAAAACAUCUGUGCAGCAACCUAGUAAAACAUGUAGACUCGGAACGUUUGAGCAAAAAGCCUGCCAAACAAUUGCUUGAGAGGGACUUUGCUGAGGGAGAGCACCAAGAUAAAGCAACUGCUGUUUGUUUUGUCUAGUCAAGGGAGAGCCAAGGCAACCAAUAUUUUGAGUUUCUUUUAUUCUAUUUGUGAAGGAUUAUUUGAGAAAGGGUGUCGUGGGGAAGUUUCCUGACAGGAAUUUUUAAAGCUGUCUGUUAGCAAGAGAGUCUUGGAUGUCAUCGCCUGACAAACUCUUUGAGACCAGCUACCAAACCACGAGAAGUGACUUUCUUUCUGAGUCUUCUCUCCGGUCCUUCUGAUGGAAGCAGAGACAGGGAACACCAUGGAGACUGGAAAGGGGAACAACCGAGGCAUUCGAAUUGCACUGGCCCUGUUCAUUGGUGGCACCCUGGUGCUGGGCACACUGCUCUUUCUAGUGAGUCAAGGUCUCCUAAGUUUCCAGUCUAAACAGGAGUACUGCCUGAAGCCAGAGUGCAUAGAAGCCGCUGCUGCCAUCAUGAGCAAAGUAAAUCUUUCUGUGGAUCCUUGUGAAAAUUUCUUCCGGUUUGCUUGUGAUGGCUGGAUAAGCAAUAACCCAAUUCCUGAAGACAUGCCAAGCUAUGGGGUUUAUCCUUGGCUGAGACACAAUGUUGAUCUCAAGUUGAAGGCACUUCUGGAGAAAUCAGUCAGCCGAAGGCGGGACUCUGAAGCUGUACAGAAGGCCAAAAUCCUUUAUUCAUCCUGCAUGAAUGAAAAAGCAAUUGAAAAAGCAGAUGCCAAGCCACUGCUCCACAUCUUGCGGCAUUCACCUUUCCGCUGGCCAGUGCUUGGAGCUAAUAUUGGUCCUGAAGGAGUUUGGUCAGAGAGAAAAUUCAGUUUACUGCAAACACUUGCAACGUUCCGAGGUCAAUACAGCAAUUCUGUGUUCAUCCGUCUGUAUGUGUCUCCUGACGACAAGGCAUCCAAUGAACAUAUCUUGAAGCUAGACCAAGCAACACUCUCCCUGGCUGUGAGGGAAGACUUCUUGGAUAAUAGCACCGAAGCCAAAUCUUAUCGGGAUGCCCUUUACAAAUUCAUGGUGGACACUGCUGUGCUUUUAGGAGCUAAUAGAUCUCGAGCUGAACAUGACAUGAAGUCAGUGCUUAGACUGGAAAUUAAGAUAGCUGAGAUAAUGAUUCCACAUGAAAACCGAACCAGUGAGGCCAUGUAUAACAAAAUGAACAUUUCAGAGCUCAGUGCUAUGAUUCCCCAGUUUGACUGGCUGGGCUAUAUCAAGAAGGUCAUUGAUACCAGACUCUACCCACACUUGAAAGACAUCGGCCCCUCGGAGAAUGUGGUGGUCCGCGUCCCACAGUACUUUAAAGAUUUGUUUAGGAUAUUAGGCUCUGAGAGGAAGAAAACCAUUGCCAACUAUUUGGUGUGGAGAAUGGUUUAUUCCAGAGUUCCAAACCUCAGCAGACGCUUUCAAUAUAGGUGGCUGGAAUUUUCAAGGGUAAUCCAGGGGACCACAACUCUGCUGCCUCAGUGGGACAAGUGUGUUAAUUUUAUUGAAAGUGCCCUCCCUUAUGUUGUGGGGAAAAUGUUUGUGAAUGUUCACUUCCAGGAGGAUAAGAAGGAAAUGAUGGAGGAAUUGAUUGAGGGUGUUCGCUGGGCCUUUAUUGACAUGCUGGAGAAAGAAAAUGAAUGGAUGGAUGCAGGAACAAAAAGGAAAGCCCAAGAAAAGGCAAGAGCUGUUUUGGCAAAAGUUGGCUAUCCAGAGUUCAUAAUGAAUGAUACUCAUGUUAAUGAAGACCUCAAGGCAAUCAAAUUUUCGGAAUCGGACUACUUUGGCAAUGUACUGCAAACCCGCAAGUAUUUAGCACAGUCUGAUUUCUUCUGGCUAAGAAAAGCUGUUCCCAAAACAGAGUGGUUUACAAAUCCAACAACGGUCAAUGCCUUUUACAGUGCAUCCACCAACCAGAUACGAUUUCCUGCUGGUGAGCUGCAGAAGCCUUUCUUUUGGGGAACAGAAUAUCCUCGAUCCCUGACUUAUGGUGCUAUAGGAGUAAUUGUGGGACAUGAAUUUACACAUGGAUUUGAUAAUAAUGGCAGAAAAUAUGAUAAAAAUGGAAACCUUGAUCCUUGGUGGUCUGUGGACUCAGAAGAAAAGUUUAAGGAAAAAACAAAGUGCAUGAUUAACCAGUAUAGCAACUAUUAUUGGAAGAAAGCAGGCUUAAAUGUGAAGGGGAAGAGGACUCUGGGAGAAAAUAUUGCUGAUAAUGGAGGUCUGCGAGAAGCCUUUAGGGCUUACAGGAAAUGGAUAAAUGAUAGAAGACAGGGAGUUGAAGAGCCUCUUCUACCAGGCAUCACCUUCACCAACAACCAGCUCUUCUUCCUGAGUUAUGCUCAUGUGAGGUGCAAUUCCUAUAGACCAGAAGCUGCCAGAGAACAAGUCCAAAUUGGUGCUCACAGUCCUCCACAAUUUAGGGUCAAUGGUGCAGUUAGCAACUUUGAAGAAUUUCAGAAAGCUUUUAACUGCCCACUGAAUGCCACCAUGAACAGAGGAGUGAAUUCCUGUCGACUCUGGUAGCUGGAGUGCUGGUUUCUGCCCUCCUGGCAGAACUGAAGAUUGCCAGUAGAGGUGGCACUAAUGUCUUCAGCACCUCUUACUUUCUGCCUAUAUUUUGUUAAAGACUUUUAUUUUUAAUGCAUUUUCAUUAUUUGGGUAGAUGACUUUCUUAGAUCUAAACAGUAUCUUUUCAAAGUCAUUGGAUUUAGAAAAGUGAUUCAAGAACUGAACCAAAUACAUUUUUUUUUAUUUUUUUAAUUUUAUUUUUUUCUUAUCAGUUACAUUUUAUUAACUCUGUAUCCCAGCUGUACCAAAUACAUUUCUUUACAAAGCCAAACCAAUGAGAACAAGUGGCAAGUCUACUUGGUGAAACUGAUCUCAGCAGACAUCCCUAUUACCCACUUCUGUUAGCUAUAGCUAGGUGGUACCUAGCAUUUCAACUUAUAGCUUUUCAGGGAAGAUGUGUGCCCUGUGGUGUCUAAUUAUUACAAGACAUUUCUUAAUUCUAAGGUAGUUGAAUCAUAAGUUUGUUGGAUCUCUAUUUUAUAAAUUCUGAUAAAGUUUUUCCAUUCAGUUUUGGAAUCUAUUGGAAAAUUUUAGCUCAGAACUUACAGCUUAUGUAACUAACUGCCCUGCUUAAGUAAACGUGAACAAAGAUGGCAUAAAGCCCAGUAGGUAAAGGAUUUGGGUUUAUAAAUUAGGGGAGGAAAUAAUGCAUCUUUAAUUGCCAGCAGUAUUAAAAAAAUAAUAACAAUAACUAGUCACACAACAACAAAGAUACUAGAAAUGAAAUCUCCAAACUUUAAUCUAGUCCCCGGACCUCAGUGAGCAUCAAUCUGGUGGAUAAGAAUCAUGGAACAGUUCCUGUUUUGUUUUGUUCUGCUCAGAUGUGUGCAUCUCCUAACUCUGAACUGAGCAGACAUCCUGUUUCCAUGUCAGCAACAUAUGGCUUUAAUUUCCCUUUAGCACAACAAUAUAAACACAACACUGAGGAGGGAGUAAAAAAAAAAUGCUCUUCUAUCUCAGCCCAGUUCAUAUUACCUCUCCUUAAAAGAAAAUUCCUUUCAAAAGCUUCUAGAAUGAAAGCAUUUGAGUAUAUAUGGAUCCAAUUUAAGCAAUACUGCCUAGAUCUAAAGGACACAGCUUUACUCUUCAAGUCUUACAAAGGGUUUACUUUUUAAAAAGCAAUACUAUAUUUUGAUCCUUAGAGCAUUAUUUUGUAAUCAGCACCUUCACACUUAAUCAAUUAACUUAGUGUUACCAUGUAUUUAUGUAGGAUAAAAUUGUUAUCACAUUUAAGAGUAUAUGUAGAAUAAAGGUGUACUGGCAUUCAAGUGGCUACUUGGUAUUUCCUGUUC